Molecule: messenger RNA, 1803 nt
Organism: Penicillium subrubescens
Lineage: Eukaryota; Fungi; Ascomycota; Eurotiomycetes; Eurotiales; Aspergillaceae
Exons: 1
Coding region: 1-1803 (600 amino acids)
Biological process (GO): oligosaccharide catabolic process
Molecular function (GO): alpha-amylase activity
Source: RefSeq, a predicted model, not a curated record
AUGACGUUUGAUCUCCUUGAGCGCCGCAAAGAGAAAUUUAUCCUCUGGAUACCCGAUACACCAGCUUCAAACCCCCCUUCACUGGUACUUGGCAUUUUCAAUGGCGGCCCACCGGCUACUAUCCAUGAAAUUUGGAACGGUCAGCUAAGCGUGUCAGACCAACCAGAUCUCUGGGAACUCGAUCCAAGUGACAUACAGCCGCCAUUGAAAAAUGAUACCGUCUAUCACUACUGGUUCGAGAUCUAUACAUCAUCAGAGCAUCUGGGCGCUUUUCAAGUCACCGAUCCAAUUGCAUACACGGUCGACUACAGAGCCACGGAAACGCGGGAUGAGCACGUCCAGCCAGCUUCCGUGAUCAAGUUCCGUGACGGCAAGCUAUGGCCCUGCGACAUUGAUGGAAAUGAGCCAAGCCAUGUGGCACCUCCAGCACAAGAUGCUAUACCGGACAACAAUCACCUGGUGAUCUACGAGCUCCCGACUUCGUGGGCGAAUAAGAAUCCGGCUGGGGAUGUGCAGGUUGAUGUUGGCACCUUCACAGAUGUUCUCGCUCUAUUCGACUUGACGACUGCUGGUGAUCGGUUCCGGGAUACUCCGUCUGUUGCUAAUGAAGCUAUUGUGGCUGAUCUGGGCGUUAACGCGCUGGAGCUGCUCCCUGUUGCGGACUCGAAACGAACAGGUGAAUGGGGAUAUGCUACAGCUCACUACUACGCUCCUGACUCGGAUCUGGGAACUUCAUCGGAGUUAGCAAAGUUGGUGAACAGCAUUCACAUGAAGGGCAUCCGAUUCUUCACAGAUGUUGUGAUGGCUUUUGGGCAUGAUCCCUAUAUCUAUAUAGCUUUCAAGCAGUUUCACCUUCAGCCGGAAGAUGAGAUAGACAACCAGGACAGCUACCAAUCUCACUCCACUGAACUGCGCGAGGGGUGGGGUGGACGACUAUGGCGCUACAUCCAAGACACCAAUACUUAUGAUCCAGAGUCGGGCAGACCCGGAAAUGUCCAUCCUUCCUGGUCCUUCCAUCUUGGACAUCUCCACCGAUGGAUGUCGGACUUCGGUAUAGGCGGUUUCAGGCUUGACAGCGUAAACAACAUUGCUAAUUUUGAUUUCAUAAGAUCAUAUACGGAGAAAGCAUGGUCUCUCUACAGGUCAAGAUACAGGACGCCUUCCCCCUCCAAGUUCCUCGUCAUUGGCGAAGAACUCAGCGUUCCCGUCGACAUGGUCACCAGUGGCACUAUCGAUGCACUCUGGAACGAGCCGUUCCAAGGACGCCUCCGCGCCGCCAUCCUAGGAGAAUCUACAGAUGGUGACGACUUUGAAUGGACGGUCCGUAAAAUGAUCAACUGCACGCUCGACCAGUCUCACCCUUUCACGGACGGCGCACAAGCAAUAAACUACAUCACCUCUCACGACACUGAAGGAUCCAGGAAAGAGCGCCUUUUCAACUUCCUUUCCGCCAACCAUGUCGAUGACAUUGAGCGACGAAGUAAACUCGCAUUUACGUGCCUCUUGACGGCCGUCGGUAUUCCGAUGAUUUUCGCGGGCGAGGAAUUCUGUGAUCAAAUGGAUCGUUCAGUAAGGCAGAAACAAGUUGACCCUGUGAAUUAUGAGCGAAAGGCAGAGGACUGGAGAGCAAGAGUCUUCAAUUACGUUGCAACACUUGUGAGGUUGAGAAAGGAAUCCUCAGCUCUAGGGGUUAAUGAUACGGAGUUCAUUCAUGUGGAUGAGAACUGUGAGGGCAAGAUCAUCGCGUGGAAGAAGGGGAGCACAAGGCCAGGCGCCUGUGGUUGUGGUGGCCAAUUUUACUGA